Molecule: messenger RNA, 1087 nt
Organism: Ceratitis capitata (Mediterranean fruit fly)
Lineage: Eukaryota; Metazoa; Arthropoda; Insecta; Diptera; Tephritidae
Gene: Dnaaf4
Exons: 1
Coding region: 177-959 (260 amino acids)
Biological process (GO): outer dynein arm assembly; cilium movement; inner dynein arm assembly
Source: RefSeq, a predicted model, not a curated record
UGUAUAAAAUAAACACGGAAGUCAAAAACAAAUCGAAUCACAGGCGACAGCAAUCACUGAAAAACAUACAAAACACAACUUCUAUUCGCUUCACCUAAAUCAGGCAGAGGUCAACAUUUGCCUAGACAACCGCGGUAGCAACUUACUUAUAGUGAACAGUCUUAAAUCCAACCGCCAUGGUGCAAGUAACACAAACAGAAGAUGACAUUAAAAUCAUAAUCGAAUUGAACCGCCUCAUUGUACGCAAGCCGGAUGUGGUGCUCCUGCCGCAAUAUAUCAAAUUCAAUAAUCCGCCAAUAUUUUUCGAACGCCACUUGGUUCACGAAAUCGAUGAAUUAUCCAGUUUUUGCCGCAUUUUCAAGAAUGAAGCGCGUAUUGUGCUCGUCAAGAAGCAGAAAUGCAUCUGGCCAGAAGUAUUUCAGAAGCUUUCCAAAGAGGAAUUGAAGCAAAAGCGUUUAGAGAUUGCCGACUUAAUUGUGGAGCGUAAUAAAGAGCGUGAUAAGCAAGUUGUAGAGCGGUUUGAGCAAAAGCGUCGCACCGAAAUCGACAAAGAGGUGAAACGUGAGACGGCAAUGAGAGAGCGGGUCAAACAAUUUCAGGAGAAUGCGCGUCGUGAAGCGCUGAUGGUAGGUGUUCGCAAGGAGACACAUGCUAAAUCACCGACAACAUCUCAUAUCUCAACACCAGUGCCACCACCGCCGAUGGCAAUAAACAACACCAAUGUAACGGGCCAACGUAUCGGCACGCCAGUGGUGCGGCCCUGGGCGAGCAUGCGAAGCGGUGGUAAAAUCAAUGUGAGCUUUUCCAAGUUUUCGUGGAGCACACCGAAGCGAGAGUCACAGGAGGGUGUACCGCGGCCAUUCACCAUGCACGACAUGAAUAGCGGUAGUGGCGGCGGUGAGGUGCCGCAGGAGAGUCAGGAGCAUUGCGUUAUGAAUGAUUUGAAUGCAACAGAUUGAAGGUGGUAAUUCAAUUUGCUAAUGAGUAGAUGGAAUGAAUUUUGCUCUUGUGUUUGUGAAAGGAGGGGGAAAUUUGUUACGAGCCCGAUGUAUGUGAUUUUAUAAUAAAUGAGCUCUAAUUGAUUAAA